AUGCGGGUUACAUUGCUUUACCACAGCGACGUGAGUAUGUCGCUCUUCGACUAUGUCUGGAAGCCAAAGACAGUGGAAGACAGCAUCGAUGCUGGUGUUCAUCCAGCGGUUGCCAAGCUUCGAAUGCAAGAGGCCGGCAAGCAACGGACAGUAAACGAGUCCCUGCUGCAAGACCCGCAGUUCUUCAAGCAGUCCAAGAAGUUGGGAGUGCACCCGCUGGACUUCAUGGAAAAGAAAGUCAUGGAACCGUCCAUUCCUGGGGCCGGAAGCAGCAAGGACAAAAAGAAGGACAAGAAGAAGGAGAAGAGCAAAGACAAAAAGAAGAAGAAGGACAAGAAAAAGAAGAAGAAAAAGAAGAAGAAGUCCUCCUCCUCAUCUUCAUCCUCAGGUUCCUCUUCCGGAUCCUCGAACAAAAAGAGAAAGGCCGAGGAGGAGCUCCAGCAAUACCAGAUGCGAAUAGCAGAGGCCAGGCAGAAGCAGGUGGCUCUGGCAGAGUUGGAGCAGAUGAAGGCCCAGAGGAAGGCAGAAAAGGAGGCCGCCGCCAGGGCCUCGCAGCAACGCAUGGUGCCCAUGAGGCCUGAGGAAGGCCACGCCAUGGCCAGGCAACUGGAAAGACAGUACUUCUCGCAGUUCAAGGUGCUUGGCGGCAAGCAAAUGCCAGUAGUGGCGGACGACAUCGUUUUCUGGCACGUUCCUGGAUCCAAGGGGAAGCCAUACAACCCGAAAGGAUUGGAGGGCAACGUGGUGUCGGUUAUUGAGGAUGUGCACUUGACAGCAAAUCGGCCAAUCCGGGUCAAGCUUUCCAAGGCGCCCGACAUGAAGGAAGGUUUUAAGGCUUUUGCAGCACAUUUCUCGCUCGACGAGAUUACUGUGCUGGAGGAAGCAGCACAGAGCCAGGUAAACGCGCUGAACGAUUCACCUACAACCGCCAUGAUGCCCACCCUAGUUGCAUCUACAGGGGAAUCUUCGAUGAGUUUCUAUGGCAAAGGCAAAGGUGGUGAUGGAUCGUGGAAAGGUGGCCCUGACUGGGCUUGGAAGGGUGCUGCUUCCUGGAAGGGCGGCUGGAAAGGUGCCUGGAAGGGCGACUGGAAAGGCGACUGGAAGGGCGACUGGAAAGGUAACUGGAAGGGCGACUGGAAGGGCGACUGGAAGGGCCCUGCUCCUUCAACUGAGCGCUGCUCCAUUCAUGGCAUUCAGCGCGACCUCCUCUUCCUAGAGGACGAUGGCGAAGGCGGCAAGCGUUGCCUCACAGACUCUCCAUGUCCCACUGGGACAACAGCUCCACUGUCGCUGUCGGAGCGUGUCGCUGCGGCAGCAAAAGCAGCUGCGAUCAAGGAGCAGGAGGAGGCUGACAACUGGGCCGAAAACCAGAACGCCGGAGCAUUUGGAGGUGGCAAAGGCAAAGACGGAAAGGGCCAAGGAGGCUAUGACUACGUGGUGCCAAGGCCUCCUCCGCCGGUGACUCCUACGGAUGCCCUCCGCGAGAAGCUCUGGUCAGGAGGCUGCGGGUCGAGCAGUGGCCUGGGGUUAAAGACGUUGUCGAAGCCUCCAGCACAGGAUCCACAGAUCAUGGACUUUCCGCCCCCUCCCGCACCUGUCUGGCCAACUGGGCAACCUCCGCCUCCAGCUCCGACGGCUUACGCUGCGCCACCAGCCUCUGCAUACACGGCUCCGCCGCCGAACUGGUAUAGUGGCUGGAACCCGGCAGCUGCGGCCUGGGGUUGGCCUGGCUACGGCAUGCCACCUGCUCCCGGGGCGAAGUCCUCGAGUUCCUCUUCCUCCAGCUCUUCAUCCUCGGACUCCGAGGACGAAGGUGCAAACAAAGAUAAAGAGGUCAAGAAAGAUGAAAGGAAGGUGGGCAGAGUAGCGGCGAAGAGCAAGGCAGAAACCCGAAAAGCUGCUGCCGAAGCGGUUGCUGCCAAGCUUGAAGAGGCUGACAAGGUCGCAAAGGCCGCAAGCGGGCAGGUCAAUGGCGACCAGGUGGCAGCAGCCGACGACGCCAACGGCCCUUCAAAGAAUGCAGAAAAGAAAUCGAAGAAGGAGAAGACCAAGACGAAAAGCAAAGGGACUGCCGAAGAGAAAGCUGGAAAAAAGGAUAAAGACAAGGGAAAAGAUGGAAAAGACGAAGACAGGAGCAGGUCAAGAAAAAAGGGCGACUCCCAGCGUGACAAGAGCAAGUCACGAAAGGAAGGAGCUUCCCAGGAAGCUGGGGCAGAGGACGCUGCAGCCAGCAAGGAUGGCAAGCAGAAGUCGCGCAGACGCAAACGAGGGGAGUCGUCGGCGGCCAGCCAGAGCUAUUCUUCUGAGACGGUGAAUGAUGCCCAAGAGGACACUGCACAGACUCCACAGAGUGAGGUACAGCCCCUGACACUGCAGCAUCUCAAGGAUGACCGCUGGGUGAUCAACUUGCUCUAUGAUGGUGACUGCCCAUCCUGCAUGAAGCAGGUGGAAUUCUUGCAGAAGCGCAUGGACGAGAACCCCGAGUACGAAGGCCUCGUCGCACUGACGAACCUGCAUGCCCCAGAUUACGAUCCUGAGCUUUGUGGCGGAGUCGUUUUCGAGGAUGGCAUGCGACAUAUUCAUGCCGUGACACGGGACGGAGAGGUGAUCGCGGGUAUGGAUGUCUUCCGCAGAAUCUACAGCAUAGUCGGCAUGCAGUGGCCGGCUCACUGCGGAGCGUUGGAGAGGGCCAUCAUGGCCGAAGACAACAGCGAUGAUCUCUCCCUCAUGCAGGAUUUGACGUCCAUACCCCUCAGAAACCCGGUGGUGGAUGAUGAGGAUGAUGAUGCACCGUCGCGAGUAAGGCUGAGCGCUGCAGAGCGAAACAGCUCUGGCGGAAGCAGAUCGAUGAAGCCUCCGACGCUUGACAGGAAAGAACCAGCUAGAAAGCCACUCUCCAGACCAGCUUUUCAGAAUCAUGACUACAACGACGACUAUCCGCCAGAUGAGCCCUUCAGGUGGUCUGAUGCAUGGGGGCUUAUUUGUGGCUUGAUCCUGCUUGUUUUCAUCGUUUGUGUCCUAUCCUGGGCCUACUUGGAGGAUCUUCGCGAGGCUCGCGAGCUCGAGGAGGCGCGGGCAAGAGGCGUGGAGCUCUGA
Symbiodinium necroappetens is the source of this 3096-nucleotide messenger RNA. Lineage: Eukaryota; Dinophyceae; Suessiales; Symbiodiniaceae. The record is from the annotation of a GenBank genome assembly.